Messenger RNA from Etheostoma cragini (Arkansas darter), 974 nucleotides. RefSeq lists its product as uncharacterized. The transcript is spliced from 6 exons. NCBI's taxonomy places the organism in Eukaryota, Metazoa, Chordata, Actinopteri, Perciformes, Percidae. Bases 447 to 974 code for a protein of 175 amino acids. The record is from RefSeq and is a predicted model, not a curated record.
UGAGUGUCCCAUCCGGGCGGGCGGAGUUUGACGCGGCAAAGCACCGGUGUUACAUUAAUUCUGUCACCCUUUACAUCCUGUGAUCUGAUUCAUAGUUUACAUGUCUUUCUAACCACUAUUUAAAGUGUAGCCUGCUUACAUUAUUCAGAGAAGCUCGUUAGUCACCGACAGCCAUCAAACUGUCUGUUAACGGCUCAGAUUCGGAAGUGUGAGGGGUGUUUCCAGCUGAUCUGUACCACAGAAGGCGCCGAGUCCCCCCUCAGCAGUCCGACCUACCUGCUACUCUCCUCGGCCACAGCCCACCACAGCACCCCGGUGCAGGCCGCCGCGGUGCAGGAUCUCCAUCCGGAUUACUUCACAGGAAGAACCGGGGGGAUCCCCCGGUUAGCUGCCGGUGCAGUCGGUAGCCGUUAGCUCCGGACUGUCAUGAUCCCUGCAGCGCGGAGAUGGCGUCCUUCCCCGGUUUGUGCAAGGCUGUCGGGCCAGCGGAGGAGGAGAACGGAGAGCUGGACGGUUCUCUGCAGCAGAUGCUGAAGGCCAUCGCCGACGAGAGGAACCGGCUCAACGUCCGACAAGAGGUCAGCGGAAUCGGUGAGCUGAUUGGUCCAUUAUGUAUGCACCGUGGCCCGGUGUUCCCGCAGGUGUAUACACGCUGUGUAUACACAGCGGUGGAGGUGGAGGUUUACCGGAGAGACUCCAAGAAGCUGCCGGGCCUCGGCGACCCCGACAUCGACUGGGAGGAGAGCGUCUACCUGAACCUCAUCCUGCAGAAGUUGGACUACGUGGUGACGUGUGCAGUCUGCACGCGCUCAGACGCAGGAGACAUCCACAUCCACAAGAAGAAAUGUCAGGAAGUGUUUGCGUCUCCCAGUAAACACGCCAUGGACAGCAAAGGGGAGGAGUCAAAGAUGAGCUACCCCAACAUCUUCUUCAUGAUCGACAACUUCGAGGAGGUAAGUCUCACAGCGUUGUGA